Molecule: messenger RNA, 812 nt
Organism: Zingiber officinale
Lineage: Eukaryota; Viridiplantae; Streptophyta; Magnoliopsida; Zingiberales; Zingiberaceae
Product: NADH dehydrogenase [ubiquinone] 1 alpha subcomplex subunit 13-B-like
Exons: 3
Coding region: 112-543 (143 amino acids)
Source: RefSeq, a predicted model, not a curated record
CCCGUUCGGUUUUUCCCAAAUCCGCCGCAUUGAGUUGGGUCGAUCCGUUCUCGUGGUAGAUCAAGAAAGGGAAAGGGGAUCGGAGGAGAUCGACGAUCGGGCAGGAGAACGAUGACGGAGGCACAGGUGAGGAAGAAGCCGGGGAUGACUAGCGUGAGGGAGAUGCCGCUGCUCCAGGACGGGCCGCCUCCGGGCGGGUUCGCCCCGGUCCGCUACGCCCGUCGCAUCCCCAGCAAAGGCCCCAGCGCCGCUGCGAUCGUCAUCGCCGCUUUCGGCGUCAUCUCCUGGGGGUUUUACCAGGUCGGGCAGGGGAAUAAGAUCCGCCGUGCAUUGAAGGAAGAGAAAUAUGCUGCUCGUAGAGCAUUAGUGCCAGUGCUUCAAGCUGAAGAAGAUGAACGGUUUGUCAAGGAAUGGAAGAAAUAUUUAGAAGAGGAAGCUAGGAUCAUGAAAGAUGUUCCUGGAUGGAAGGUAGGAGAGAGUGUCUACAACUCAGGAAAGUGGAUGCCUCCGGCAACCAGUGAGCUGCGACCAGAUGUAUGGUGAUAUAGUCGAGUCCUCCGAAUUUGGGGCAUUCAGCACUAUGAACUUUGAUCUUCACCUUCUGCUAUUUGAAUCCUCUAGCGAUGGAAAGUCACCUGAUUUUGUGUUUUGGCUAUAACAUUUGCUGGUCAUAAUCCUACAAUCCUUUUGGAAUUCAACAUCUUGGUUUACAAACCAAGUGAAUAAGAUUUCAAGGUUCAUAAACUUAACUAAGUGAACCUUUGCUUGUUCAAGUGAUAGCUAAUCAUGAGAUGAUGCAAAUUAUAAUUUCA